Messenger RNA from Aethalodelphis obliquidens (Pacific white-sided dolphin), 9626 nucleotides. It is a transcript of the gene ARK2N, whose product is annotated as arkadia (RNF111) N-terminal like PKA signaling regulator 2N. Lineage: Eukaryota; Metazoa; Chordata; Mammalia; Artiodactyla; Delphinidae. The record is from RefSeq and is a predicted model, not a curated record. Bases 480 to 1694 code for a protein of 404 amino acids. The transcript has 6 exons.
UGAGGCGCCGAGCGGAACGGCCUCUGGUGACAUUUUCUCCGGGCGGCUCGGACGAGUGAAGGGACUUGGUGGUGGAGGCUGCGGAGGCGGCGAGCUUCGCUUUGGCCCCGGUGGGGCUCUGACCGCGACCCCCUGCUCGCCGCCGGGGCUUGUGCAGAGGAAGAGAAGGCGGCGGUGGCCGUGACGUUCAGAGUCGCCGCGGCCCGGAGAGACCUGGCCCGGAGGGGGUCGGUGUGUGCCCCGACGGGGCGCGCGGAGCGAGCGAGGAGGUGCGGGGCCGCCGCGGAGCGCAGAUUGAACCGCUUGAACAGUUUGUGCUGGAUGUGCUUUUCGUUUCUCGCCUGAGCUGCUUUCUGAAUCCUUCCACCCAGUAGGAUGAAAAACCCACUGAUGAUGAUGCUUUGUCAAGGUUGCUUUCCCGUUGCAUCUUUGACAUAGUUUCCUAGACUCUGCUCCAUGAUUUAACUUGAAAGUCUGAAAUGAAGAUGGAGGAGGCAGUGGGAAAAGUUGAAGAACUCAUUGAGUCUGAAGUCCCACCAAAAACAUCUGAACAAGAGACAGCUAAGGAGGAAGAUGGAUCUGUAGAACUGGAAUCUCAAGUUCCGAAAGAUGGUGUGGUGGAUUCUACAGUUCUUUCUUCAAUGCCCUGCUUGUUGAUGGAACUGAGAAGGGACUCUUCUGAGUCUCAGUUGGCAUCCACGGAGAGUGACAAGCCGACAACUGGUCGAGUUUAUGAGAGUGACUCCUCUAACCACUGCAUGCUUUCCCCUUCCUCUAGUGGUCACCUGGCCGAUUCAGAUACACUGUCUUCUGCAGAGGAGAAUGAACCCUCCCAGGCAGAAACAGCGGUAGAAGGAGACCCUUCCGGAGUGUCUGGUGCCACAGUUGGGCGCAAGUCUCGCCGGUCCCGAUCUGAAAGUGAAACAUCCACCAUGGCUGCCAAGAAAAACCGGCAAUCCAGUGAUAAACAGAAUGGCCGAGUCGCCAAGGUUAAAGGUCAUCGGAGCCAAAAGCACAAGGAGAGAAUCAGGCUACUGAGGCAGAAACGGGAGGCUGCUGCACGAAAGAAAUAUAACUUGUUGCAGGACAGUAGUACCAGUGAUAGUGACCUGACUUGUGACUCAAGCACGAGCUCAUCAGAUGAUGAUGAAGAAGUUUCAGGGAGCAGCAAGACAAUCACUGCAGAGAUACCAGAUGGACCUCCAGUUGUAGCUCAUUAUGAUAUGUCUGACACCAGCUCUGAGCCAGAAGUGGUAAAUGUGGACAAUUUAUUGGCGGCUGCAGUAGUUCAAGAGCACAGUAAUUCUGUAGGAGGCCAGGACACAGGAGCUACCUGGAGGACCAGCGGGCUUCUAGAGGAGCUGAAUGCAGAGGCAGGUCAUUUGGAUCCAGGAUUCCUAGCAAGUGACAAAACAUCUGCUGGCAAUGCACCACUCAACGAAGAAAUUAAUAUUGCUUCUUCAGAUAGUGAAGUGGAGAUUGUGGGAGUUCAGGAACAUGCAAGGUGUGUUCAUCCUCGAGGAGGUGUGAUUCAGAGUGUUUCUUCAUGGAAGCACGGCUCUGGCACGCAGUAUGUUAGCACCCGGCAAACACAGUCAUGGACUGCUGUGACUCCCCAGCAGACUUGGGCGUCACCUGCAGAAGUUGUUGACCUUACAUUGGAUGAGGAUAGCAGACGUAAAUACCUACUGUAAUGCAAUGUCACUGUGUUUCCUCUGCACUGUUCCCUUCCACUUACUCCUCCUCCUCUUUGUGACAUGGAAGUUCAUUGUCAUAGCUUCAGCUUCAGAAGCUGUUUGUGGCAUUUGUAUAAUUGAAACUCAUGGAAAAUUGCCCCCUUCCCUUUUUUUUUUUUUAAAUUAAAAGAAGUCACUUAGGAAAGUAACUUAUCACAGAGAAAAGAAUUUCUUCUUUCCCUCAGUAGGAAUCUGAGAAUGAUGAAUUUUAUUAGACAACUUCAUUUUACUUGGUGACUUUCAAUCUUAGGAAACUGCCUUCCUUUUAGAAUGAUAUUUUAAUUACCAGGUGAAAUGGAUUUCAGUUUUUGAAUCUUGUAUUUAUUUUUCUGUGUAAUAAAAUUAAUAUGUAGACUUGACCACUGUCAGCCCACCCAUUGGCACUCCUACCUUAGGGCAUUUGCACACAUAUUAGUCAGUUCCUUUUUGGCACCUAGUAGGGCAUGUGCAUUGAAAACCUGUCCUUAAAAAUAGAAGACAGAAGUGUUACUUUUCUUUUAGCUUAAGUCUUCUGCCUUUUUUCCUGACUUUGCUCCUGGCUGAAUUCCCACAACACAAAUAAUUGACAUGACCCUUUGUGUUUAUAAAUACUGCUAAGGUGACUUAGUUGAUCUCCUUGUUGCAAUAAUUCAUAACUCUGGAAAAUAUCUCCUUGUGAGGCAGAGGCAUUUCAGAUAGAUACCCCACCAUGAGGUUUGGGCAUCUGAGGAGAGUAUUGAGAGAUCCCUUUUCUCCCCCUGGUUUGUUCAAAUAAUGGGAGAAACAUAGAACCUGUUACUUAGGUAGAAUAUGAAAAGUUGUGUAGCUUCUAAGGCUUUGGGCACUUGAAAAAUCUGAGAGGGCAGUGCCGCCUUCUGUAGCUGGUCUCUCUGUAAAGGAUGUAAUGACAACUGUUUGAUACUUGAGCUGAAGUUGACCUGUUGCUAUAUUUGGGUAUUUUUCUCCUCUACCUUCUAAAAGUGGAAAAUUCAAAAUACAUCAUAAGAAACCAGAUGCAAAACACAUUAAUGGCCCUGUAGGUUUUAUAGUAUCUAACAGGAAUAACAAAGGGUAGUAGGAGCAUCAGGGAAUUCAGGAAAUGCCGGUGUUGGAGUUUUGUGGCAUUAGUUACUACCUUUUUUACUAUAACAUUGUAGUUACUAGUGAAUUAUUUUACAAGCAAUACCUAGAAUUAGAACACUAUGUACUGUGCACAGGGAGGAGUGAAGUAAUGCUGGCUUAGAAGACCUCACUUUUUGUUUUUCCACAGUUUUUGUCUGCUUUUGUUUCCAUUUUUACCAUAUAAUGGGGCUCUAGCCCUUUGCCUCCCUUCCCAAAUGCCUUGGCGGCUCUUCCUUAUCAUACGAGCAUGAGAACGACCAUUUUCAGUUUCCACUCAGCGGACACACAUUUAUACCAAGUGCCUGUUCUGCCUAAGGCGCUGUGGUGGUGCUGUGGGGCUGCUGCGGAGAACAGGACACCCACCGCAUGUGCGUGCGUCCGGCUGCCUGGCUCCAGCUGCCUGGCCUUGUCUCCUGUGUGUGUAAAGACUCGCUUAUUUCUUUACCCUUCUUCGUGCUGCUUUAGUUCGUCCAUACACCUCUCCAUGGGAAUGUAUUUAAGCAUGUAUUCUUUCACCUUCUCUGAUAACAUCGCACUUGAUCUGGCCUCUGUUCUUCAUCAACUUUUUAUUUUCCUAUCAUUCUACUUUUAAUAGAUCAGGCUUUUAAAGAGAUCUUGAAUCUCCAGUUUUAGCACCUCAUGUCUCAAGUCUCUCACGUGGCCACAAUUCUAGACAAAAACCAAAGACCCAGAGGCCAGAGCGAAAUAGGACCUUCUGCACAUUCACUACUGGUGUAUCCUUGGACCUUCACAUUUUACUUUAGGAUUAAUUUAUUGAAUUUUACUGUUACACGUUGUUUUUGACUUGAAUUAAAAUGCUAGACAGAGCAGAAAUGUACAAUUUCUGGUCUAUAUUUUCCAGGAAAAUCAUUGGGGAAAGAAUAGAGUGGAUUCUAUGACUUGAAGUUUUUGCAGCUUAUUUUCCCCCCACUAUCAGGGCAGAGCCCCAUUUUAAAGAACAUUUUUGCAUUACCUGUUCUUACGUUAGCAGUAUGUUUUGGCCAAUUCCGUAUAGCAGGGGAUUUCCCAGGGCAUAUUUUCUUUAGUCCCUAACAGUCAUCCUCUAACGAGAAUUCUUUGGGUGUGCUGUGUGCACUGUGGGUUGGGAGUGGAGAGCGGAGUUGUAACCAAGCCCUUUUCUGGCCUUCUGCUUUUAUAUUGGGUUACACUUUGCCCUCACCUGUCCCUUUUCCAGCACUCUAUCUGGCUUGAUGCACCAGAACAAAAAUUAAUAUGCAAAAAGCGGGGAGGGGAAGGGAUGGUAGAGAUAGCUUUUCUCCCUACUAGGUUGGGACUUUUCCAUCUACUAACUAACUAUAGAGAGACUAUGUUUCAACUCUUCUUUCACUGCCAGAUCCAGGAGAGUAGGGAUGUGGUUUCUGGCAAGGUAUUAAUGAUAAAAUUUUGUGGUAACAGUGAGAGGCCCACGUACCACAAAAAAAAAAAAAAAAAAAAAUUCUGUGGUAAAUUUAAAAUUCUGACAUUUAAAAUUUCUUUUAAGGGGGUCUUUUUUAACCAAAGUUUUGCAUUUGGUAGCAUAGACACUUUAUGCUUCACCGUCUCUUCAAAGUAAUAUCUCCACUAAAAUGGUACACUUGGGUCGCAGAUUGGUUUUUGGCACUAACUUGGUUAAGUGCCCCCCUUCCCCCAAUUGGAAACCACAGAGCGGUAACUUAGCUAUUGCAUCAGUACAGCAAUAUUGAUACGUAGCUAUUGCUCGCCAGUAGUUGUCUCUUCAUUUUGAUGGAAGGGGCCGGACUGAAUGGACUCCAUUAUUCGUAACAAUUGAGCAUCCCAUAAAUUCUGCUUUUAUUAUUAUCAAUUGUGAAUAUGAACCAUCUGAUUUGCUAAUUUAGUCAAUUGUUCAUUGUUACUUUUAGCAGAUUAGCACCAUAGGCAAUUUAAAAAUGAAUUUGUUGCCUGCUUUUUAUACUGUGUCACAAGGUUUUUGAAAAAGCUGGGGACACAGUAUUGUCUUUCAGUUUAAAGGUUUUUUUUUUUAAAGGCAAAGAGCUCCCCUCCAUCCCUGUUUUUCAGUAUGUGUAUGAUGCGACUUCCAUGUAUAUAUAAAAAUGAUUGCGCCCUAACCAAACUUCCUCAGAUUGUGCACUGUUUGUUUAAAAUAAUCACGUAUUUUAGUCCAAUGCUGUUGUAUUUUUUCAUUUUAUUUAAAACACUACGUACUUCUUAUUCUUUUAACAAGUUUUAAAGGGUAGUGAUCUUAAAAAAAAAUCACUGGAUAACUAGGAAAUAUUUUUGUUGUUUAAAGAGUACAAAGGUCAUUGAAGCCUUUUGCUCCUCUUACCAUGAAAAUGAAAUGUUAGCCAUUGUAUGGCUAGGAACCAAUGCACUUGGUGGUUAACAGAUCUGCUGUUGCUGGAGUGUGAGCGUGGACUUGAUGCAGUGACGACAAAUCAUUGCUUAGAAUUAAUGUUUUAAAAUGUGUGACUCUAGUUUUUAAAACAAAAUUUGGUUCUUCUUUUCAUUAUUUAGUUUUUGUUUCCAUUUAGUAUUUAAUGGUCUUUGGAGAAAAAAAAAUAAUAAAACAGAGUGUUAUAUAUAUAUUUUUUGGUGCAAGAUAAGAUUUUCUGUUUUUUGAAAUAAGUCUGUAGCAUAAAGGUUAAACUAUUUUAAGACAAAAUAAAAUAGAGUGUAUUUAAACAAAGAUAAUUUCUGAGGAUUUUUUUUUUCCAUCUGCUUCAGUUAAUUAGAUGGUGCCUGGAGCAGCUCCCAAGUUAGCUUUUGGAUGUGAAAGUGAAUUAUAUUUUGUUAUUAGAUCUUAUUGUUAAAGUUCCCUGAUUUUUUCCAAGCAACAGCUGUAUCCUACUCCUAGAAUGUUUUGCAGGUGGCCUUUGGUGUGUUAGAUUUAGAUAAAAAUAGUUUUGCAUUAGCUUUCCUGUAGCCCCCACUUCCCUUUCCAGUUAGAACCAGUGAGAUUUCAAAGCUGGCGAAAGGCUCCCUAGUGCUAGGCCCCUUUGCUCCUGGGAACAAAACUCAGCUGAUAGUUACUUCCCAGAGACCAACGUGCCAGGGUAAGAUGCUGUGACUGUGUGCACUUUGCUCGUGGUUGAAGCAAAUACAGGGUGUUUCAAAAAUAGCCCAAAGAACUUUCCUCCUAAUUUGGUUCUAUUUUCAGGGUUUUUAUUUGGUUAUCAAAAUGACAGGAACUACUUACUGCGUUAACAUCUCAUGACUUUUGUAACUUACUUCAUGUAAAGGAGAAUGAGGAACCAGACAGAGUAAAGCCUGUGUUUAUUAAAAUAUUCACUCCUGGAUCUCUUUAUGUUCAUCAAAUUUUUAGUCCUACCUGCACUGGAAAGAGAUCUGUUAACAAUUAGGAAGUACACUGUUAACAGUUAGGAAGUGUUUUUAGUUUUGGGAAAUGGUUCUUUUAUACUAGUUUGUAUCUGAGACCUAGACAUGUUAGUGCCUAUGAGAAACUUCUUUUCUUGGGCUCUAGAAGAAAAUUUUUUGCUUAGGGUCUUGUUUUUGAACGCUUUUGCCCUUGGACGCUGCUUUUGAAGAAUAGACAAAGCAUGAGUAAGUAAAAUAAUCUGUGGCUAGUACUUAAUCUCAUUCUGGCUUCCUCUUUCUAUUCUUUGCUGGCUUUUGGCCUUGCCUUCCCUUGUUUGUAUGUUUUUCACAGUAGAUGACAGCUAUUUAUAACUUUAGUCCAAACAGAAAAAUUACAUAAAUCUUUACAAAAUACAUAAACAUCUCUUCAGCUCCAAUUUUGCAAUUGAAGUAAGGUGAAUUUCUUCUAGGUUUAGGUUUUGUUUUAACCAUUUUGCUGAUCUAUGGAGUGAUCCUGCUAGGUCACUGGUAGGUAUGAUUUUCUUUACUUUCUUGACUCUGUGUUUGAGAGCAGUGAUUUACAGAAUUAGAGAAGUUCCUGGGCUAUACAGUGGAGCUUUGGCUGGGAGAAUAUGCCUGGAGCAAAAGAAGGCAGUGUCAAAUAUUGGAAGGAGCAAUGCGCUCAGAAAAAGAUGCAGGUGAUGGUCAUGAACAUGAUAGUGAUGUGGAAAGAGCAUCCAUUAGCCCAACAGAGGUUGUAACACUGCUGGCUCAAUUCAACUGCCAUUGCGCUACUUUGCGGGUAGCAUGCCUUCUAGAUGGAGAUGGCUUUAGGCAAGGAUCCCUUUGUGUGAUGAGGAUUCACCAUUUCUUUCUUUCCUUUCUGCCAAGCCUUGAGAUCCCAUUUGGUAGGUGGAUGUUAGUAAAAGAUGAGAGCGAGUGCUGGCAGUGAAGUCAACCCUCAGAAAGAAGGUGGUGGCAGCAGCUUGUGUGAUCUGCUCAUAGAUCCUGGCCUUCAGGGUGGGAACACCUCUUGGUUGUAAAUUCUGUUGAUCUAACUUCUUAUUCUUUGGUAAAGGAAACUAUUUGGUACCAGUUUUUUCCUUUGUGCUUUGAUAAUCGACACCUCGAAGGAGUCAUUUCUGUUUCCUUCCCGUGGCUGCUCUGUCCUAAGAGUGGGAGGGUGAAGUGUUGUGCACCAUUGAGCCCUCACUCUUGUGCUUGAGUCUAAAGCAAGCAAGUGUGACUUUAGGAUGGAUCUUGGCACCUGCAACAGGAGGGAAAUCAGACCAGAGGGUAGAGGGACUGAUGUUUAAAAAGCCUGAACCAGAGAGCAGGAGACUCCAGAGAAAGACUGACCGCUAAGGGAUUUGAUUUCUACGCCUUAAAAUGGAGAAUUUCUAAGAUUUAUUUUCUGAGACUGAAAGACAGGACUGUGUUAUUUUAGGGAAUAAUUCAUUGUUCUGCAGAGCCGUCGCUUUUCAGGCAGGAAUUGAGGAGAGUGGCUUACUCCAGAAAGCUGUUUAAAGGACUACAGUUCUAUCAUCUCACUUAAGUUUUGGAAGGCGUUGGAUGACUAACGCCCACAAAACCUUGAAUUUCUACAAAUUCUUUAUUUUCAAAGUUUUAAAAGAAUAUGUAUUUCAAAAUUUUCACAUGGGGGUAAGAAGUGGUACAGAUUGUUAUCCUGAUUUUGCAGAUUGGAAGACUGAGAACAGAAGAAUAACAUAUCCAGAUUUACAUAGCUCGACUUAGCAAGAGUAGAUUUUUUCUGUGGUCCAAAUUAGGACUUUUUAGCUUUAAGAAAAACAAAGCCUCUUUUUUCCACCUGGUUUUUCCUUCAUUGUUAUUGCUGCUGAUUCUACUUUGUUCUGGCCUGAGAAGAAUUGGAAGAAGUCUUCCUGAGAAGGUAAUGUUUGAUUGGUUCCCUUUUUUCUUGGGCAAGUGGUCACAGAUUUAAACAUCAGAACCGCACACCUGCAUAUGCCUCUCAACUCAAGCUCAGGAAUGGCCUUGGAAACUUUUCCCAUAGAUAGAUUCCCUGUCUCAUACUUUAUGGAACAGGAAAAUGUGGAUGGUCAGUAAACAUAAAAAAGAUGCUCAGGCUCACUACUAAUUAUGGAAAUACAAACUUACAUUACAGGACACCAUUUCACAUAGGCAGAAUCAGAUAAGAAUACAUUUAAAUCCAGUAAGGAGGCAGGACAUUGGCAAUUCACUUGUCUUCUUGUAUGAGCAUAAUUUGCUACAAUUAUUUUGGAAAACAGUGGAAUUGUCUAGUAAAAAACUGAAUAUGUGCAUAUCUCAAGCUAUGGACUGAAGGUUUGGGUUUCCCCUCCCUCCCAUUCAUAUGUUGAAACUCUACUGCCCAGUGUGAUGUUAUUUGGAGGUAAGGCCCUUGGGAGGAAAUUAAGUUUAUAUGAGAUCCUAAGGGCAGAGCCCCCAUGAUGGGAUUAGCACUCUUAUUAGAAGAAGAGGAGACAUGUAAGACACAGUAAGAAGGCAGCUGUCUGCUAGCCAGAAAGAGGGCUCUCAUCCAAAUCAGACCAUGCUGGCGCCCUGAUCUUGGACUUGCAGCCUCCAGAACUGUGAGGGAAAAAAAAAAACAAAAAACCUGUUGUUUAAGCCACCUACUCUGUAGUAUUUUGUUGUGGCAGCCGGAGCUGACUAAGAGACCCAUGACCCAGUAGUUACACUAUCUGGGAUGAUACCCGUGAGCAACUUUUAAACUGUUGUGGUAGCCUAGGUAGGGAAGUCAUGAAAUCAGUUCAGUGUCUGUCAACCAUCUUUUGUUUAUGUAAGGAAAUAUUAACAACAUAGAAAUAACAGGAGACAAUAUUGUUACAUGAUACUUUUGUUAUAUACUGAUAAACAUUUACACACAAACAUGUAUGUGUACGUAGGGUCAAGAUAUAAAAUGUAUUUUAUUUAUUUUUACUGUGGGUUGCAGUAAAAAGAUAUGGAAAGCCCUGGUUCUAGAGAAACUGAUUUACAUGCUCAGAAAUGUUUAGUGUCAUUUUUCCCCAGUUUUUGGCUAUUUCAACAUGGAUGUUCAUCUAUAGGAUGGAUAAACAUUGUGUUUAUAGAAGGUGUAGCCACUGUGAAAAUUAAUGAACUAGAGCAAUAUUUAUACACUUAUAUUAGUUAUAUCAACAUGGAUAAACCUCAACACUGGAGUGGAAAAAAAGCAAGUUGCAGAAUCUGUACUACAUGAUGCCAUUUACAUGAAGUUCAAAAAGACAAAACAAUACUACAUAUUGGUAAAAAAUUGAUACACACAUAAUAAGAGUAUAAAGAAAUGCAUGAGAACAAUAAACACCAAAUUCAGACUAAUGGUUGCCUCUGGAGAGGGAGGUAAGGAGGGGUCACAGGGACUUCAACUUCACUGGCAAAAUUUCUUAAGCUGGGUAGUGGGGACACAGAUGUAUGUUAUUAUUUGUACCUUUAUGUAUAUCUUAAAUAUUUCAUAAUAAAAAUUGUUCUCUGUCUCAAGCA